Messenger RNA from Cetraspora pellucida, 513 nucleotides. The record is from the annotation of a GenBank genome assembly. Lineage: Eukaryota; Fungi; Glomeromycota; Glomeromycetes; Diversisporales; Gigasporaceae.
AUGCUUGGCAAAGUUAUUAUUAUCUUGGUUACCUUCUUGCUUCGAGACACGUUUGGAGGAAUCGCAGUAACCUUUCAAAUAUCAAACAUUCUUACCAUUUCUUACAUCAAGAAUAAUCCGAAUUUUUUUAAUUAUUGUGACAAACAGUUGAAUGAUAUAGUGCAAGGUUAUGCUCUAAGAAAGUUAGCCUAUGGAGCAUUAAAAUUGUCAGCAAAUGAUGAUCCACCCACCUUCUUUUCUGACAUAAAUGGCAUAGGUAGACUUGUUAUUGCUAAUCCCUAUGAUCCUGAUUACCAUAAUAAAGAAAAUCUGACCAAAAAUACAGAACAAUGUGAUGAUGCCAAGCACAAUCCUUAUAAUGUCUUCCCUCAGAUCCAUCUUUACAUCAAUGGAAAAAUGUUUAGUAAGCAAGAACAGACUGACCUUGGUCAGUUUAUCCUAUAUGGAGGCCAUCAGUCAGAUCCUUCUAAAUUAUCUAAAGAUGGUCAUGGAAAAAUCACACCUUCUGGAUAG